Haliaeetus leucocephalus (bald eagle) is the source of this 2092-nucleotide messenger RNA. Its product is annotated as granulocyte-macrophage colony-stimulating factor receptor subunit alpha-like. The coding region runs from base 154 to 1368 and encodes 404 amino acids. Gene Ontology annotation, cellular component: external side of plasma membrane; membrane. Gene Ontology annotation, molecular function: protein binding; cytokine receptor activity. NCBI's taxonomy places the organism in Eukaryota, Metazoa, Chordata, Aves, Accipitriformes, Accipitridae. The record is from RefSeq and is a predicted model, not a curated record. The transcript has 12 exons. Gene Ontology annotation, biological process: cytokine-mediated signaling pathway; immunoglobulin mediated immune response.
ACAGCUGCAUGCAGUAAAAAACUUUAACUGGCAAAGCAAAACACUUACUGAUGCUUGCAUGACCACAACUACAGGUUCAAGUGUCCUUGCCACUGUGAUCCAAAAUCAAACAAGAUAAAGGAAGACGGGGUUUUCAAGAAGAGAGAAGAAAAGAUGUUUGAUACUCUUGGACUUCUUUGCGUGAUUUGGUGGUGUGUGGUGCUAUUUCAUCCUCUGCAUGCUGACAUCCAGUGUAUGGGGUCAGAGGAACAAGAAUCACCUAUUACAAACGUAAAAAUGAAUUGGAGAAAAAUGGAACUGUCCUGGGAGAGCAGCAAGAAUUUCUCUAAGUACAAAUGUGUCAUCAGGAACAGCGUCACGAGAAGUGUACCGGAAGAGGUGAAUAGUUCACUAUGCAGGUUUCCAGUGCAACUCGACAUGCCCCUGCACAAAGGGGUAUCCUUUAUCAUUGAAGUGCCAGACACAAACAUCUCAAAACACUGCACUUUUAUCCCUGGAGGCAUGAAUGGGUCAGCCAUCGAAAACUUCUCCUGUGUGAUUUAUAACAUCUCCCUCAUGAACUGCACUUGGCAGCCAGGCAGGGAUGCUCCAGGAGAUACCCAAUAUUUUCUCUACUGGCAGAACUCGAGAAACACAUAUGAUGAUGCAAUGGAAUGUGAGCUCUACAUUAAAGAUGAAAAUGGCAGAAACACAGGAUGUAUGUUCCAAAAUGUGAGGAUAGAGCCUGAAAAAGCUUACUUCCUGGUGAGUGGGUCUAGCAAAGAUGCCCUGAUCCAGCUCUAUGAUGAGUACAUUCAACUGUAUAAAAUUGAAAUACUUACUCCUCCAUUAAAUGUCACUGUCAAUUGCACUAGAGAUUCAGUGGGUUGCAUAAUUACAUGGCAACCACCCCUUACAAGUCAUAUGAAAGACACAGACUGUUUCCAGUAUCAAAUAAGCAUACGAAAUAAGGAUGACCCCAAAGAAGCGAAAAAGGAUGAUCAUUCUGAAGAAGUAAGAAUUGACAGCUACGAAUUCCAAAAUUACAAUGAGAAAAAAAAAUACAUUCUGAAAAUCAGAGCACGUGGAAAAUACUGUUCCGUAAGCUCAAACUGGGGGGAAUGGAGCGAACCCAUCGAGUUUGGUCAAGGGAAAGAUUACUUUAUUUUUGUGAUUUUAUUUCUGAUAGCACUUGGAACAAUCUCAGUGGCACUGCUCCAAUAUUUUCUUUUCAAAAGGUAUUGCAGUUUCAAGAGCAUAUUUUCUCCCAUACCACAACCAAGAGAAAAAUUUGAUGCAUCAACUGAUGAAGAUAUCCAGACAAAAUAUGUAAAUCUACCAAAAACACAUUGUACCGAGGAAAUAACUAUGGUUGAAGAGAUGACCUAACUUUCCAAAAAGAAAACACUUGAAUUCCCUAACAUGAAAGAAAAUCAUGGAUUCCCCUGACAAGUACUUCAAACCAGACCAGAAAUUACUAUAAUCACCUAUAAAAGUCUGUCCCAUAAAAAUCCAUCUAAAAUGGAGCAGUGGAAAAAAGUGGAGAAAAUCAGUAAAAUUUGUUCUCCCGUUGUUCAAGAACACAAUGCCUGGCAGCUAAGCUUUUCUGCAAACGUCCGCUGUGAAGACUUGCUUAAACCUCACCGAGAUUUCCUUCACAAUGUAAGACAAGGCCCCUCAUCCACAACACAAAAGAAACUUAUUUCCCAUCUUCAUCGCUAUGAUGCUUCUUUCCUCUGAAUAUGAUUUCCUAGAGGAUGAUAGGACUGCUUAAGAAUGCCACAGGAGUAAAUUUUCCCAGCUUAUCAUUUUUAUAUAUCCAGAGUAUUUUCUGAAGCAGAAACUAGCUCUUUAAAGUGUUUAAAAUUGCCCUUCAACCUUGCAACCAGCAAUACUGAAGUGUCACAGUAUAUUCAAUUAACUUUAUGCAAAACAGAAAAUGGGAAAUAAAAUGACACUUGCCAAAAUUAACUAUUAAUGCUGGGCUGCCAGUCAACCCUUUCAUGAGCUCAGUAUUUCCAAUGCAAAUGUGAACCUCUGCAGUAUUAAUAUGGACUUAACUCACAUAGACAGUAUUUAAAUCUUCAAAAAAUCCAGUGUAAGUGCUGUGAGA